Empidonax traillii (willow flycatcher) is the source of this 2242-nucleotide messenger RNA. It is a transcript of the gene ANXA11, whose product is annotated as annexin A11. Bases 83 to 1546 code for a protein of 487 amino acids. Gene Ontology annotation, cellular component: cytoplasm. NCBI's taxonomy places the organism in Eukaryota, Metazoa, Chordata, Aves, Passeriformes, Tyrannidae. The transcript has 15 exons. The record is from RefSeq and is a predicted model, not a curated record. Gene Ontology annotation, molecular function: calcium ion binding; calcium-dependent phospholipid binding. Gene Ontology annotation, biological process: phagocytosis; cytokinetic process.
CUGCCGGCCCCGCCCCGCAGUGCCAGCGAGCAGCCGGGACGGGCGGCGGCCGCAGCGAUCCCGAGAACCCGCGAUCUUUGCAAUGAGUUACCCGGGCUAUCCCCCAGUGGGUGGAUAUCCACCAGCAGCCCCAGGUAGCAGUCCUUGGGGUGGUGCUGCCUAUCCACCUUCAAAUCCACCUCCAAUUGGUCUGGAAAACGUGUCUGGCUAUGCCAACCAGUUCAAUCCCAACCAGAUGGCUGGAAUGGCAUCCAACCUGGCAGGGACCUUUGGAGGAAACGCACCACAGGGCAUGUAUCCUUCAGCACCUGGAGGUUAUCCACCAGUCCCUCCAGGUGGCUUUGGGCAACCUCCACCAGGGCAGCAGCCCUCCUACGGGGGGUAUCCCCCAUCAGGAAUGCCAGCCUACCCAGGAUACCCAGGCCAGCCCACGCCACCCCCUGGUCAGCAGCCUGGGAGCUACCCAGGACAGCCACCAGCAGCUUACCCAGGGCAGCAGCCCGUGCCAAAUUAUCCACCAGGUCCAGCUGUGAAUCCAUCUAUGCCCUCUUACUCAGGAUCUACAGGGCCUGCAGUCUCUCCUGUAACACAUGGAAACCGAGGCACAAUCACUGAUGCACCAGGUUUUGACCCUCUGAAGGAUGCAGAAGUCUUAAGGAAGGCCAUGAAGGGAUUAGGAACCGACGAGCAAGCCAUUAUUGACUGUCUUGGAAGUCGUUCGAACAAGCAACGGCAGCAGAUAAUGCUGUCCUUCAAAACAGCUUAUGGAAAGGAUUUGAUCAAGGAUCUCAAGUCUGAGCUAUCAGGUAACUUUGAGAGGACAAUCUUGGCAAUGAUGAAGACACCUGUGAUGUUUGAUGCUUAUGAAAUCAAGGAAGCUAUAAAGGGUGUUGGCACAGAUGAAAAUUGUCUCAUUGAAAUCUUAGCUUCUCGCAGUAAUGAGCAUAUUCAGGAACUCAACAGGGUCUAUAAAGCAGAAUUUAAGAAAACCCUGGAGGAAGCAAUAAAAAGUGACACAUCUGGACACUUCCAGAGGCUUUUAGUUUCACUUGCUCAGGGAAACAGAGAUGAGAGUACAACUGUUGACAUGUCUCUUGUCCAGAGAGAUGUGCAGGAGCUGUAUGCAGCUGGGGAGAACCGUCUAGGAACUGAUGAAUCCAAGUUCAAUGCCAUUCUGUGUGCAAGAAGCAGGGCCCACCUCAGAGCAGUCUUCGAUGAGUACCAGAGGAUGUGCAACCGGGACAUUGAGAAAAGCAUAUGUCGUGAAAUGUCUGGAGACCUGGAAAAGGGCAUGCUGGCUGUAGUUAAGUGUCUCAAGAACACACCAGCUUUUUUUGCAGAGAGAUUACAGAAAGCUAUGAAGGGAGCAGGAACAAAAGACAGGACUCUGAUCCGAAUCAUGGUGUCACGCAGCGAGGUUGACCUGCUGGACAUACGUGCAGAAUACAAGCGGAUGUACGGCAGAUCCCUCUACUCAGAUAUCACUGGUGAUACUUCAGGAGACUACCGGAAAAUCCUACUCAAGUUGUGCGGUGGAAAUGACUAAAUGGAAAAUUGAGCUUUUCUUUAAAAAGCUACUCUUUUCAUGUUUUUGCUGUAAAGCAUCUUUGUUUCUUCAAAAGUAAAUAUGUAAUUACCUGUUUCUUCUAAAGCAAUUGCAUUUUAAAAGAUAAUAUUGCAUAUAUCUUCAGUUCAAAAAUAGUAGGUAAUAAAUGCCAAAACCGCCCAAAAUACCAAGCUUAUGUGCCAUCUGCUCAGGAUUCUGUAUAGCACUCUCAGCAAUCCAUGAAUGACAGGUCAUUAUUUCUUUUCUGCUUAUAUCAUGCUGAAAUAAUGUUUGUUUUAUAAAACAAAAAUCACAGUUGUAUGAUUUAAGGUGUUGUUUUGUAUAAACAUUGCAUGCCAUUUGAAUGCAAGUUUUAUAUAUAUGGUAUGCAGAGUUGGUUUCAGGCUGUCUGACUCCCUGAUAUGUGGAGAUAGCAGCUUGAGUUUCUGUGUCUAAUUAAGACACAAAAGAAGUUUUAAAGAAGUUUUGUCAAGUUCUGUUUUCUUUCCUUGAUUCUUUUCAAGGAAGAUAGGUUCCACAUUUCAUUCUUGUGAAGGCAGCCUGUCACGAGGCAGUAGUAGUGUUUACAGCAGUAAGGAUUCCAUGGUUAAUGUUUAAAGGUUUUGCAUUGUGCCUUAAGUAUAUGUAUGUAAGAAGAGAUUAUGAAAUUAAAGCUGUCUAAAUCUUUGCAGAUUA